CGGAUACAGUGCGCGCACGCAGCACGAGUCUUUUUUAGUUUAUUUUUUUAUUAUAAGUUUUUAUAGUUUUAAAUUCGCCGCCAUGGCGUCUGCCGUGAUCAAGUUGAGUGCCAUAUUGUUGCUGAUCGGCGUUUGCGCCGCUGAUGUCUCGGAGCUAGCAGCAGCGAACGCGCAGCCAGUAACGGAGGUCUGCCUGGGCUGCCUCUGCCAGGCCGUGUCUGGAUGCAAGCAGGGUCUACGCUGCGAGGGCGACGUCUGUGGCCUCUUCCACAUCACGUGGGCGUACUGGGCAGACGCCGGCAAGCCCACGCUGCAGGGCCAGUCGCCUGAUCAGCCUGACGCAUACUCUAACUGCGCCAUCGACCCGUACUGCGCUGCGCAGACCGUGCAGGGAUACAUGAAGAGGUUCGCCCAGGAUUGCAACGGAGACGGACGUAUCGACUGCUACGACUACAUGGCGAUCCACAAGAAGGGCGGCUUCGGCUGCGCAGGCGAUCUCCCCUUCCAGUACGUCAGCGUCUUCAACCAAUGCAUCGACGCCGUUGCCCGCGCGCAGGGAUAGAUUGCCCUAUGACAGAUUCUUUAUACUUAAAAUAUUUCUCACCCAUUGCAAAACAAUACAUAUUAAAAAAUAAAUCGAAUGUGCGGCGUGCCGUGCCCUCGGAAGGUUAUAAAAUAUACUUACUUAUUUACUUAAUGCCUUCUAUAUACAAAAUGGCGAAUUUUAAAAGUAAAAAGUGCCUCCCAUUACUGUAUUUCAGUGGCGCAACUUAUGCGUAUUUUUUUAUAGAGUUGACUAGAAAUAUGUGUCUCAUAAACCAUUCGAUUCGAUCGAUAUGAAAUUACUGUCACUUAACAUGACAUAAGCUCACGACAAUAUACCAAUUGGGGUAGUCAGAGAUACAUCCGUCGCGACGCCUAACCGAGUUUUCUGUUAGAUCAACGUAAUAGGUGGUCACUUUAUUAUUAAAAAAAAAAAACAUUAAAAUGCGGCACUGAAAUUACUUACGGUAAUUCGUGAUAAUUUAUUUUCGUUGUGUUCUAAGAUACUUGUAUUAUGCUCACUUAGAGUAAAUAACAACUUCAGAUAUACGUAAUUAAUUAUUAUAUCCUUCUUAGUACACACACAUAAAUUCACGCCCGCAAUCCCUAACAGGGUGGGCAGAGCCACAAGUAUAAGACAACUUGCAGCCACUAAGGACAUACAUUAUGAACUUUUUUUUUGCACCAUAGACACUUUUUAUAAUACAUUAAAGUAAACAUAACAUAGUAUCACGUUUGUGUCCCCAAAGGGGUAGGCAGAGGUAUAUAUAUUUUACAAGUCCCUACUAUCUUUUAGCCGUCUUACGAGCUGCACCUGCUGUCGACCUAUCUCGACAGCAAAUGCUGCACGUUUAUAAGCUGCCUUACUGUUUUAUGACUUGAAACAUUUUAAAGAUUUUUAAUAAUAAACUUUUUGUCUUGUCACUUGACUUUAAUAACUUUUUGUGUCAACAAUAAUAAUAUAGAUAGCUAAAAGUAAGUAAAAUGCAUUUAAAUACUGCAUUUUUAACUAUAAUUUUGUAAAUAAACCAACAUACUGAACUGCAGUCGAAUUUACAAAUUAAUCUCAUUUUACUUAGCUUGUUAAGUUGUAGAUUAAAUAAAAUAAUUAUAAUAAACUUUUAGAAAACCGUU
Pectinophora gossypiella (pink bollworm) is the source of this 1677-nucleotide messenger RNA. Its product is annotated as lysozyme-like. The record is from RefSeq and is a predicted model, not a curated record. NCBI's taxonomy places the organism in Eukaryota, Metazoa, Arthropoda, Insecta, Lepidoptera, Gelechiidae. Gene Ontology annotation, molecular function: lysozyme activity. The transcript is spliced from 4 exons. Bases 83 to 562 code for a protein of 159 amino acids.